AUGCCUUCAAUAGCCUCGUCCUCCUCUCAAACGAACCUCUCUCCCCCCAAAAAACAAAACCCUAGCAGUAGCCUCCACCGCCGCGGCAAGGAGGGAGACACCGUCCGUCGCGCCGUCGUCGUUCUUAAGCUCUCCAACCUCUGUUCACUCCAACUCCUCUCAACUCUCACUCUCUCAAACGAAGCUCUCUUCUCCCAAAAAGAAACCCUAGCUUACAGUAGCUUCUGCCGCUGUCCGUCGCUUUCAGGAGCUUCCGUCUGUCUACCUCUGCAGAGCCGUCUGCUGCCAUCCGUUGUCAUGCUUGUCGCCUCGUCGCCGUUGUCCGUCGUGCUCAACCACUUUUCCUCAUACUCUGCCCAGACUGCUCAGAUCAAAGAAGGUAUAGGAUGCAUCCAGAGAUAUGCAAAUCCUCUUCAGUCUUCUACAAAAUUUUUCAAGCUUAACCACUGAAAACAAAACAUUGCCACUGAUUCAUUCAAUCGUCAACUUUGUUCUUUUUUCUCAUUUCUGAAUUCUACAAUGCAAAGG
Molecule: messenger RNA, 528 nt
Organism: Arachis duranensis
Lineage: Eukaryota; Viridiplantae; Streptophyta; Magnoliopsida; Fabales; Fabaceae
Exons: 2
Coding region: 1-450 (149 amino acids)
Source: RefSeq, a predicted model, not a curated record